AUGGUGGACAUUCCUUCUAUUGCCGUGGUGGUUUCAUCCCGCGCCGUUAUCUCCGGCCGUUUGACCGCUGCCACCGUUGUCAUUUCACGAACAACAGGCAAAAUUACUGCCGUCUUCGAUUCCGUGAUUCCAGUAGCGGAAUUCCCUGCCGACACACCAUAUACCGACUACUCCCCACAUGUGUUACUUCCCGGCUUGGUGGAUGCUCAUGUUCACUUGAACGAACCUGGCCGUACGGAAUGGGAAGGUUUCUACACUGGUACCCAGGCCGCAGCCUUUGGUGGUGUGACUACUGUGAUUGAUAUGCCUCUUAAUGCCAUCCCGCCCACUACUACUGUUAACGGACUCAAAGAAAAGAUCCAGGCAGCCCAAGGCAAGUGCUGGGUUGACGUCGGCUUCUAUGGCGGUAUCAUCCCCGGCAAUGCGGGCGAGCUCAAGGCCCUUGUCCAAGAGGGUGUCCGUGGCUUUAAGGGAUUCCUUAUUGACAGCGGUGUUGACGAGUUCCCCGCUGUCACUACGGAGGAUAUCAAGAAAGUCAUGGCUGAGCUGGCCGAUGAGCCCACCACUCUUAUGUUCCAUGCCGAGAUGGUGCCUCCCAUCACUGCAUCUGUGGGCGAUGAGGUCCAGAAGUCUGAUGCACCAGCCGCUCCCGUUGGACCUCUUGAAGCGUAUGCCACUUUCCUAGCCUCGAGGCCCUCGUCUUUCGAGACGUGCGCCAUCGAAAGCAUCCUAUCUUUGGCCCACCUUGCUCCCAAUCUUCCCCUACACAUUGUUCACCUUUCUGCUAUGGAAGCUAUUCCCCUGCUGCGGGAAGCUCGCGCCCAUGGCGUAAAGAUCACAGCCGAGACCUGCUUCCACUACCUGUCCCUCGCAGCGGAGGAAGUGCGCGAUGGCGAUACCCGUCACAAGUGCUGCCCUCCCAUUCGCUCAAAGGUGAACCAAGACCGUCUUUGGGAAGAGUUGGAAGAGCACACUGGCGAUGGCGUCAUCAAGACCGUUGUCUCAGACCACUCUCCUUGCACUCCAGACCUGAAGAUGCUUCCGGCCCACGUCCCCGGCCACUGCGCCGGUGGCAAGGAGGAGGAGCGCGGUGACUUCUUCUCGGCGUGGGGAGGUAUCUCUUCUGUCGGACUGGGUCUGCCCAUUCUUUGGACAGACCUCAGCCGCCGCAAGGGUCUGACUUCUGCGCCGGAAGACGAGAACACCAAGAAUGCCCUUCAGGACGUUGUCCGUCUCUGCUGUGCCAACACUGCUGCUCAAGUUGGUUUGGAGUCACACAAGGGUGAUCUGGCUGUCGGCUUUGAUGCCGAUAUCUGUGUCUUCGACGACUCCGCCGAGUGGACUGUAGAGCCGAGCACCAUGCUCUUCCGAAACAAGUGCUCUCCCUACCAGGGACGCACAUUGCGCGGCAUGGUCCGCGAGACCUGGUUGCGCGGUGAGCGUGUCUACAGUCGUGACCAUGGCUUCGACAGCCAGUCUCCUCACGGCAAACUGCUCCUUGAGAAACGGGUUUAA
Penicillium soppii is the source of this 1515-nucleotide messenger RNA. Its product is annotated as allantoinase alX. The record is from RefSeq and is a predicted model, not a curated record. The transcript has 2 exons. Gene Ontology annotation, biological process: allantoin catabolic process; purine nucleobase catabolic process. Gene Ontology annotation, molecular function: cobalt ion binding; allantoinase activity; zinc ion binding. Gene Ontology annotation, cellular component: cytoplasm. NCBI's taxonomy places the organism in Eukaryota, Fungi, Ascomycota, Eurotiomycetes, Eurotiales, Aspergillaceae. The coding region runs from base 1 to 1515 and encodes 504 amino acids.